AUGUUAUUCUUUCAAAAUGAAUAUUGUCAUAGGCAUCAUCAUCAUUCCUCUAUUAUUAUUUCUUCUGUAAGGCUUUACGGACAACGUACAACUACUUCUCUGUUACUGCUUCAUCUUCUUCUCCUCUUAUAUACAUCCUUACUACUCGUAGUAUUAUCCUGCCCCUUUCCUUCAGUACAAGCCUCAUCAUCCUCUUCACCUCUUCAUCGAUUUAUUGGAUGUUCCUAUGAAAAGAUCAUGAACCUCCCAACUCAUCCAAGCAAUAACACCCUCAUUACACAACGUAUCAAUAUUACCGAUCAUUUUGAAGACUUUACAGAUCUUCCUUUCGGAUUUGGCUGUGAUGAAAUACAAUUCCCGACUGAAAUUUCAUCCUACCCGUUUUCAACCUCGAAUAUGGAACAAGGUUUGCAUGAUAUUUACUCGCCCGUACAGGCCUCUUCGAAUACCAUGGAUUUAUGUUCCAUGUUUCCAGAGAAUACAAGUUGUGUUGAAACAUUUUGUGGAGUUAAUUCGACCAAGUGGAAUGCUCAAGAUUCGUAUCAAUUGGCGAAUUUUUGUCAAUAUUGCAAAAAGGCGAAGGAUUUUGUUCAAUUUCACAAAAUUGUGGCCGGAUUGGAAAAUUAUGAUAACUCUUCAUGGACGGCGUGUCCUGCGUUUAAGAAGUUUCCUUCUGCGUUUUUGUGUCGAAACGUUCAAAUUGGAUUACCCAUCUAUUUCAUGGAUCGAUAUUUUAUAAGAUUAAGAACUCCAUUCAUGUGCUAUUGUUACAAGUUUGAUCAAUACUCUACAACAUGUGAAGAGAGUUUGUUAUUUACAUUGAAAUUUGAUAGUGCCAAGUUGGGAAUUCUGUUAACUCUCUCUGUUCCUCUAUUUAUUGCCAUCAUGUCCUUAAUUGUUUUCCCCGAAUGUUUAAGUUUUAGAUAUCAAAAACCAACAUCUAUUUCCAUCAAGUCCAUUAUACUCAUGACAGCCAGUGCUGUAUGUAUUGUAGUAGCAAGUGGUCUCUCCUAUCUACCAUCAUUUAAUGAUUCAAAUAAUUUAAUGUACUUGUUGGAAAAUUUGACAUUGAGCUUGAACGUAUUUUUCACAUAUUAUACCAUCAUACCGGUCAUGCUCAUGUUUGAUCGAGUUUACAUGUAUUUAAAAACUGGAGAGAAGAAGAAUUGGACACUUUUCAAAGGCUUGUCCUAUGUUUCUGUUAUUGUGAACACACUUUGCAUGAUUUAUAUUGUUGCAUCUUUUAUUUAUCAAAUUUCAGCACAUACCAUGGAAUUGAAUCCACCUAUGAGGAUUGUAUUUGGAGUGGGUUAUGUGGCAUAUGCCCUUCCAUGGUUUUGUAAUCUUGCUCUAUUUUUACUAGUGUCCUACAAACUUGGAUGUGUAUUGAAAGAGAAGACCAAUAUUUCAUUUUUCAAAACCAAGUACUUUUAUCAAUUCAUGCUGCUCAGUGCACUGACAUUGUUGGCCCUCAUAUCUUGUUUAAUGAGUUUUUUAUAUACUCAAUUCGGUGUCACAUCCAUACAUUUCAUUGUAUCGUAUUAUACUGAAUUUGCAGCACAUUGUUUCAAUAUUUCAUCCUUGCUGGCCGUGGUGAUGAUUUUAUUUGAUAAGGACAAAUUUUGGGAAUGUUAUCCUUGCCUCAAGAGAAUUUCUUUCAGGACAAAGAGAAGAGACGAGGAAGAAGCGUCCUCUAGCUUGAUUGCCAAUACAAGUGGAAAUAGCAAAGUGCAACCUUCUGAGGGCUCUGCGGGUAUGAGUGAUUUGACGACUCCCUAUAAUUCUUCGGCAACGUAUUACAAGUCCUUACAUUCUGAAGAAUCUACUAAUGUGAGCAUGUAA
Naegleria lovaniensis is the source of this 1842-nucleotide messenger RNA. RefSeq lists its product as uncharacterized. The transcript has 2 exons. The record is from RefSeq and is a predicted model, not a curated record. Lineage: Eukaryota; Heterolobosea; Eutetramitea; Acrasida; Naegleriidae. Bases 1 to 1842 code for a protein of 613 amino acids.